Molecule: messenger RNA, 906 nt
Organism: Theileria parva strain Muguga
Lineage: Eukaryota; Apicomplexa; Aconoidasida; Piroplasmida; Theileriidae
Product: Ribosomal protein L1p/L10e family protein
Exons: 6
Coding region: 1-906 (301 amino acids)
Cellular component (GO): 90S preribosome
Source: RefSeq, a predicted model, not a curated record
AUGGCUAUCUCGAAGUUGUAUCGCCUGAAUAAGGUGAAUGACAAAAAUAAAUCAAGCAAAAAUGUUAAAAAGUUAGAUAAAGGAGCAAAAUCUAAACCUAAUAAAAAGGUAAUACCUAUAAAACAUACUCCUGGACCCAGUUCUGCCGAUAAUAAGAAGGUUUCAGUGGAUUCUGCUCAACUGACCAAAGUUAUUGAAGCUUUUAAGAAGAGAGAAGCUAAUAGCAACGUCAGCGAACGAGAUUUAUUGGAUGAAUCCUCAGGAAAAUAUGUUUUCUUGCAGUUUAGACUCUCGAAAGUCCCGCCUGAACCUCAUGUUAAACCAUUACAGAUACAACUAAAACACCCUAUAUAUUCUGGAAAAGACGUAUGCGUGCUGGUUAAAGAUCCUCAGAAAACAUGGAAGGCUGUGAUUUCUGAAUUAAAAAUACCAGAAAUUAAGAAGGUCAUCGGAGUUGGAAAAGUACGUAAAAAGUACAAGAAAUACGAGGACAAAAGAGCUUUAUGCAAUAGCUUUGAACUGUUCUUGUGUGAUAAAUCGGUAGUGCCUUCAGUCCCAUCACUUUUAGGCUCAUAUUUCAUUCAGAAGAAGAAAUUACCAAUUGGAGUGAAUUUCUCAAAAAACAAAAUCAAAAACGCUUUUCUCACAGCAAUUAACUCAACUUAUUAUAAACUAUCCCAGGGAUCAUACAUGUCUGUAAAAGUAGGAACUUACUCAAUGCCAACAGAACACAUCGUAGAGAAUGCUAUGAAUGCCUUGGAGUCUGUUAAAAAAUUCCAUACGGAAGAUGAGGUCUUUAAAAAUCACAUUUGCUCAGUUUUACUUAAUUGGGGAGGGCUGGAUUCCCUUCAACUAUACUCAGAGGAACUCCUUGAAAUUGAUAAGAUAAAUGAUGCAGCUAAGUAG